AUGUCAAGCGAAGAGGAGGUAAUUAAGAUUAUAUAUCUCUUUUAGAGAAUGAAGCAAUUGCAAUAGCUUCCUAUUAGAAAUUAUCUGGAUUAAACAGUUGUUCCAAUCCUACUUUAAGCGAUGACAGAAGUCGCUAAAGUGAGGUGAGUAUUGUAUAAUUUAAUCAAGACCUCCUAACCCUAUUGAAUUCAUUGCUAACUAUUUGUUGUAGAAUAAUCCAGAAAAAGCGUAGGCCAGGUAAUAAUGA
Messenger RNA from Paramecium sonneborni, 247 nucleotides. The record is from the annotation of a GenBank genome assembly. Lineage: Eukaryota; Ciliophora; Oligohymenophorea; Peniculida; Parameciidae.